This is a messenger RNA of Panicum virgatum (switchgrass), 2311 nucleotides long. RefSeq names its product beta-glucosidase 12-like. Lineage: Eukaryota; Viridiplantae; Streptophyta; Magnoliopsida; Poales; Poaceae. Gene Ontology annotation, biological process: carbohydrate metabolic process. The transcript is spliced from 13 exons. Bases 423 to 2093 code for a protein of 556 amino acids. The record is from RefSeq and is a predicted model, not a curated record. Gene Ontology annotation, molecular function: beta-glucosidase activity.
CCUUGUCCAACGUAACGAAUAUUUCCUGUAAAAAAAUAGAGUAGCAAUUUGUGGCAGAUUGUCCUAGCAGUAGCUCUGCAUUUAGCCUGAAUGUUCUAAAAGAUGUAACAACUCAAUGGAAACAAAAAGCCAAUCUGAUUUGUUUCUCUGUCAGAAUCAUGUAGAGAUCCAAGAACGGUGAAACCUGUUAUUGCAGCCUGACCAUGGCUGCAUGACACAGCAAAGAAAAAUCACCGACCUUGCUUUCUUACCGAUAUGUUCUAUUAUAGCCGUUGGAAUGCACAUCCUAGGUAAUUAAUUAGCUAUCGAAUCUUUUGACAGAAAUCGAUAUAUGCUUUUUUUCCCCGCAAGCACGAGGGCACCGGAGCUAUCUGUAACAGAACUGUAUAUUCUAUGUUUUUCCUCUGAGAAUCGAAUUGAAGAUGCCGAUGCAUGCUCUCCAAAUAAUUAAUACAGCACGACCCAAUGCCCUUAUCUGGAGAUGGGCAUGGUAUAUAUACAUCUCUGGUCCAUCAGGGAAGCCAGCUAUCAAGCUGACAGUGUCCUUCAGCAUGGCUGCAGAAGCAGCAGUGGUGCAUGGUCGUCUUCUUCUCCCGUUCCUCCUCCUGGCUGUCGCUUCUGGUUCCUACGAUGGUGCCAGGCAACCGUCGAUAAACAGGAGGAGCUUCCCUCAUGGGUUCGUCUUCGGGACGGCCUCAUCAGCCUAUCAGUAUGAGGGUGCAGCGAUGGAAGGAGGCAGAGGACCAAGCAUCUGGGACACAUUCACUCACAAAUACCCAGAAAAAAUUAUCGACGGAAGCAAUGGGGAUGUGGCAGACGACCAAUACCAUCGUUACAAGGAAGAUGUGAACAUCAUGAAGGAUAUUGGAAUGGAUGCGUAUAGGUUCUCUAUCUCAUGGACAAGAAUUCUUCCAUAUGGAAGUCUGAGCGGUGGAGUCAACAGGGAAGGAGUUAAUUAUUACAACAAUUUGAUUAAUGAGCUCUUGUCCAAAGGGUUGCAGCCAUUUGUUACUAUUUUCCAUUGGGACUCACCUCAGUCACUAGAAGACAAAUACAAAGGGUUUCUAAAUCAUAAUAUAAUUGAUGACUACAAGAGUUAUGCUGAAGUAUGCUUCAGGGAGUUUGGAGAUCGAGUGAAACACUGGAUCACAUUCAACGAGCCGUUUUCCUUUUGCCAAUCAGGUUAUGCAUCCGGCGUGUUUGCACCAGGCCGCUGUUCAUCCUGGGAGCAGGGAAACUGCAGUGUUGGGGAUUCAGGCACAGAGCCUUACACCGCGUGCCAUCAUCAACUACUAGCUCAUGGAGAAACCGUUAGAUUGUACAAAGAGAAAUAUCAGGCCUUGCAGAUGGGAAAGAUUGGAAUAACUUUAAUGUCACACUGGUUCGUUCCUAUGUCCAAUUCAAAAUCUGACAAAGCUGCAGCAAGACGUUCUAUGGACUUCAUGCUUGGAUGGUUUAUGCACCCUCUCAUUAAAGGAGAGUAUCCUUUAACCAUGAGAAAAUUAGCUGGUAAUCGCCUGCCAAAGUUCAGCAAAGAACAAUCUGAAUUGGUCAAGGGUGCAUUUGAUUUCAUUGGACUCAACUACUACACUGCAUACUUUGCGGAAAACGUUCCUCCAUCAAACAGCCUCAAUUACAGCUAUAACACUGAUCCGCGAGCAAACCUUACUGGUGCUCGAAAUGGUGUUCCCAUUGGUCCUACGUCUGCUUCAACUUGGUACUUCACCUUCUAUAUCUACCCAAAAGGAUUAUAUGAGCUGCUGCUUUAUGUUAAGGAGAAAUAUGGCAAUCCCACCAUUUAUAUCACUGAGAAUGGUGUGCCUGAAAUCAACAAUAGUAGCCUAACACUCCAGGAAGCUCUGAAGGAUGACACAAGGAUACAGUACUACCACGACCACCUUCUUUCCCUACUAAGUGCUCUAAGGGAUGGAGCAAAUGUGAAAGGAUACUUUGCGUGGUCGCUUCUUGAUGAUUUUGAGUGGGCAAGCGGGUACACGCUUCGCUUCGGGAUAAACUUUGUGGACUACAAUGAUGGACUGAAGCGAUAUCCUAAGAAUUCUGCACAUUGGUUCAAGAAGUUCCUUAAAAAAUGAACAUGAAUCUGAUGCCAGCGACAAGGACUGCAAGUCUGCAAUGUCUAGGAAUAAUUCAAGGUUGGUGUGCAUGGUUUAGGUUGUAUGCGAGAAAAUGUGUCCUAUGAUCAGUGAGUGAUUCAGUUAAUGUGCAAUCAGUUUCGAGAAGAAAUCAGGUUACCGAUGGCAUGUAAAGACUAUUAAUCUAUUCAAAAUAAUUGGAAUUGCUCACGUUAGUU